AUGUCAAAGAAUCAACGUCGUAGAAAAAAUAAAGAAGAAAAAGAACAAUUAUAUGAACAACUAUUUGUCCCAUAUGAACCAAAGUAUCAAUAUGAUAUUUAUUUUAUUAACACGUGCACAACACUUCACGAAUUUAAACACUUGAUUAACAUUGCUCAACAAACUAAUUUCUUCACAAUUGAUACCGAAUCGGAUUAUCUUACUAAUAUACCCGCUUUGAUUCAAAUAUACUUCCUCAAUGGUCAACACAUACUCUCGCCAUUAUUACUAAUUGAAGCUCAAUUUCUUCCAAAUGAACCAUCUUGUUAUUUCUCAAACUUACAAGAAUUAUUUUCGUCUAUAUUACGUAGUGAUGCUCACAUUUAUUGCUGGGGUUCUAUUAUUCCUGAACUAACUCCAUUUUUAUGUUUCAAUUUCUUUUCAUUUCCUAUAACAUCAUUUUUACAUAAUUCUCAAACUGUAUUUAGGACAUGGUUCGAUGAUUGGCUCAAUUUUCAUACAUGUAUUAUGGAAAUCGACUCUCCUGAUGUUAAUGAUGAUUCACUAAUUAUACAUGCACCUACGCUUGAUCCAGAUUUAAUUCUACCUCCACAAAUAAUAAAUAACUUAAAAGUUCGUACCGGUGAAUUGUGGAGUUUACAAGACGCUGUAGUAUAUAUUUUUCAACAAUAUUUAUCAAAAAGAGAUACAUUAAGAAGAUGGUCAAUUGGGUUGGAUAAUCGACUUACAAAUAGUACACGAUCUUCUACACAUCAUCGUUCAAAAUUAAUAAAAUAUGCAGCCUAUGACUGUCUCUCGUUGGCUCAACUUGUCGUAUUUAUGUAUCAAUCUCACCUUUCAACAGCAUCAACAUGUAUACAAUAUUCGGAAAUGUCCGGUGAGUACCUAAUAAUUCGAGAUAAUGAUUUCUUUGAUUAUUUCUUUACGACAAAUCAACCAUCUGAUUCGCAUGUUAUUGAUGAAUGUCCCGUUACAAUGAUGGCUGUUCAUGAAAUAGAUGAACGCUGUCCUACUCCAAGUCCUAAUAUUACGACAUUUGGCACAAUUCCAUCUGAUCUUAUUCCAUAUAUUGAAACAACUCCACCUGAUACUAAUUUACAUCUUGAUACAACUACAAGUCAUUCUAAUAAAAAUGCUUCACAUCGUACACGAAAGCAAUCAUCAAUUGCUCGACAAAAACGAAAUAAAAAAUCUAGUCUUCGUCAUCGACGUAAUCGGUAUAACUACGAAAUUAUUCGUCCCGUCAAUAUCGAUAUAUCUUCAGUUAAAAAUUUAUUACGAGCAAAUCAUAUUCAAUACAUUAACAUUAACAUUGUCAAGUCAAUCCUGUACAUUGGUGUUAAAUCGGAUGGUUGGCAAAAAUUAUACGAACACCUAAUACCACCUGAUAUGUUCGUAUAA
This is a messenger RNA of Rotaria socialis, 1401 nucleotides long. The record is from the annotation of a GenBank genome assembly. Lineage: Eukaryota; Metazoa; Rotifera; Eurotatoria; Philodinida; Philodinidae.